AUGGAAGGCGACAAUAAUCUUACCCCGAGUUCGCCGUUCACUGUAGCUAGAUCUGAUGAUGCUCAGACAGAGUUCUUGAUUGCGCCGUCAGAACGCUCUGCUACAUCAUCAAGGUUCUCAAUCACUCAAUCUGAAAUUACUGUCUCUCCUUCGGAAAUUAGUACUAGGACAGAUACAGAACGAUAUGGCCGGGCUUUCUCUGAAGGCAGAUCUGAUGUCACAGUCAGUUCCGCUGUCGCAUUGACGGAUCGAUAUAUCCGAGAUGCAAGAAUUCUGCGUCCUAAGAGGAAUCCAAAUAUCUACGAUUGUGUUGCAGGAGACGUGAGAGGAAAAGCCACAUCGAGGGGCUUAUAUCGGCAUCAGCCUUUUACGCAACCGUAUUCAGCGGCCGAGUUCUUCUUUGAGCAGUUACGCGCGGUAUUCGGGAACAAGAACGAAGAUGCUCGUCUAUAUUGGCACAGAGAGUUGGACUCUCACCAUCCACCGCAAAGUGAUAUACUUUGGGCCAUUCAUCGAUAUGCGAGUCAAUUCUUUGCGAGGGAUAAAUCGCCUUCGCUGAAAUUUAUGGACGAGAGCGCCCUGUUGGCACUGGGCAUUCUCGUCGAGGAAACAAUGAAGGACGAGUUGGGUGAGACGGGUUUCUUGGCUUUUCUCGUAUCAAGAAAAGGUAGAAGCGGUGAGGAGAGGGCUUCCUGUUCAGAUACUGAUACUGAAGCCCAAUCCGCUGGACCAAAGUCAAAGCUACUGAGUGGGCAUUCAAAGAGGACAACAAGGAAGCAUGAUCACGGCGAGGAUGAAGCAGAUAAUAUGAAAAAACUUUACAUGGAUGAUUUUCUGACUGAUAACGAGGAUGAGGACAAAGCAUGA
This is a messenger RNA of Verruconis gallopava, 867 nucleotides long. RefSeq lists its product as uncharacterized. Gene Ontology annotation, molecular function: RNA polymerase I cis-regulatory region sequence-specific DNA binding. NCBI's taxonomy places the organism in Eukaryota, Fungi, Ascomycota, Dothideomycetes, Venturiales, Sympoventuriaceae. Gene Ontology annotation, biological process: nucleolar large rRNA transcription by RNA polymerase I. Gene Ontology annotation, cellular component: RNA polymerase I upstream activating factor complex. Bases 1 to 867 code for a protein of 288 amino acids. The transcript has a single exon. The record is from RefSeq and is a predicted model, not a curated record.